UCACACGAGGCAGAAUCUUUGCUUGUAAGUCGCAAUGGAUUGUGCUGCUAAAUAGUUUCGUUGAUAGUCGGUGCUAAUCCUACGAAUAUAUUUUGCGGCCAGCCUGAAAGUGAACUCCAGCCUGAAAGCGGACUUCCACUCCACUUCAUUACAAACUUCUGCACCAUAACACUGAGCGAGGUGACAUCGAAAGGCUUCUGGUGAAUCGGAGACUCGUGUUCAUAGUGGAAAACGGAUCUUUAUGUGAACCAGGAUUCGCUGCAUUGAGAUGAAGCUAUAACAACAGGAGUACAUAAUGUCCACCACCUGUAUAAAUCAUCAUUAAUGAAAAUCAUUUCAGAAUUACAAAUAAGUACCAUCGCUUGUUCUAGUGAGGCAUAAAUGUGUCCCAAUUAAAAUCUUUCUCGGUUCUAACGAUAAAAAGAUAUUCCAACUGAGUUUAACAUUUCGUCUGAUAUUCUCACUAAAAAUGAGCGGCACUGCAACUGUACAGAUUCAGAGUACAGCGGGGGCUGUAGCUAUAAAAAAUGAGAAAGGUGAAUUAUCUAUGCAGAAAGUUAAAGUGCAUAGGUAUGUGUCAGGUAAACGGCCAGAUUACGCUCCUGUGUCGAGUAGUGAAGAAUAUUCUGACGGCGAAGAUUUUACCGAGUUAAAACUAUUGCUUCCAAGUAACAAUAAAGGACUACUUCAAUUACCAGAUAGGACGUUUUCGCAACCUGAAGAUAUAUCCAGCGACCCAAGGCUUAGGCGACUACAGGCGAUACAAGGAAUUACCACAAUAAAGUGUCGGAGGCAUGAUGCAGCCGCAACAGCUGAAACUACAGACAACACGAUGACACACGAAGAAAACAAAACAGACAAUACUGACGAACAAAAAUCGGAGGAGACUAGAGAAGAUAAAGAAAAAGAAGAACACGGUGAUGAUGAUGAUGAAGAAGAAGAAGAACUGAGUGAUGCAGAAAUAGAGAGAAGACGUGAAUUGUUAAGAGAGAAGUUGUUGUAUCUGAGAGACGAAUUAGAUCUAAUGAAGACCGAGGAUGAAGAAGAUGAUGAAGAAGGCGGGCGGAAUACCAGCGACAGCAGUCAUUCUGGUUCGUCGGAGGACGAUGACACCAGUGACGCUGAAGACUCACAUUGUCCAAGACUGAAACCUGUGUUUAUACGUAAGAAAGACCGCACUACAAUCUUAGACAAAGAACGCACUGAGAAAAUGAUGAAGCAAGCGGAAAUGGAAGCGAAGAAAAACGCUGAAGAGAGACGAAAACAAGCCAUUAAACUAGUAGAGAUGACAGUGCUAAAGGAUAGGACGCUAUUAGACGCUAAGGAGGCGUCACUGGAAGAUGUUGAUACCGAUGAGGAAAAUGAUGAGACCGAAUACGAAAUGUGGAAACUGAGAGAAUUAAAACGUAUUAAGAGAGACAAAGAAGAAAGAGAACAACGCGAAAACGAGCAACUUGAAGUGGAGCAAAUACGAACUAUGACGGAAGAAGAAAGACGACUCAAUUUUCGGGCAAAUCCCAAAAGAGUUACCAACAAAGCCAUCAAAGGAAAGUACAAGUUUUUGCAAAAGUAUUACCACAGAGGGUCAUAUUACAUGGACGAAGAAGAAGAUUUAUACAAGCGUGAUUUCUCUGCUCCUACUCUGGAAGAUCAGUUUGACAAAACUGUUUUACCCAAAGUUAUGCAGGUGAAAAACUUUGGCCGAAGUGGUCGGACGAAAUACACCCAUCUUGUGGAUCAAGACACAACACAGUUUGAUUCACCUUGGAUCUCAGAAACAGCUUUGAAUCUUAAAUUUCAUGCUGCUUUAGCCCCCGGUAUGAAACAAAAUUUCGAAAAACCUUCACGACGAAAGCCGAACCACUAACCGAAUAGUUGAAAUGAAUUAUCACACAACCGAAUUCAAAUGUUCUCCGCUAUCAAUCAUUAGAUGCGCUGAAAGGUGGCAACAGUGUCACCCAGAGUUUAAGGAUGGGAACAGCAAUAGGUUAUUGCAUAUCUCAAAUUGGCCAAAUAAAAGACUGGACUCAAGGCCUGCGAAGGAGAGGCUUUACUGUGAUUAAAUUCAGCAAAACAUACAGCAUAUUCUUCGUUCAGGCAUGAACACGUCAUAAGAUAUAUUUAACACCUGCUUCAAAUACUAACAAAUACUGAAAAAUGAAUUUACAUAUAUAAUUAACAAAUAAGCACUAAAUUUGAAUCUUUCACAUUUUAAUAACCGUAAAUAUAUUUUUGAUGGUUGGAAAAUGACAGCAUAAGAUUUCAAAGGUUUCUCUUAUGUUUGUAGUGUUGAAAAAUUAUGCCAAAAUUUCUGCUACAGAGAGAAACAAAACGUUAUCUAAAGAAGUAGUAUUAUAAACUGGCAUUUUUAUUAUUUCCUUGUCUUCCCAGUUAUGUAAUAUGUGGACUACUUUGUAUUACAAACAUCAAGUAUCCGUCGUAUUAUAUAAACUGUGUUCCCUUCUUUUACAAAAUUAAAGAAAACGAGCUUUCAUAAG
This is a messenger RNA of Schistocerca gregaria, 2498 nucleotides long. Its product is annotated as microfibrillar-associated protein 1-like. Gene Ontology annotation, cellular component: U2-type spliceosomal complex. Bases 470 to 1867 code for a protein of 465 amino acids. The record is from RefSeq and is a predicted model, not a curated record. Gene Ontology annotation, molecular function: RNA binding. The transcript is spliced from 2 exons. NCBI's taxonomy places the organism in Eukaryota, Metazoa, Arthropoda, Insecta, Orthoptera, Acrididae. Gene Ontology annotation, biological process: mRNA splicing, via spliceosome.